AUGAUAGUCAAUACGGGUAAACAAACUAGCCCACAGUGCAUAGAGAUCUCAUCUGACGAAGACACCUUAACUACGAUAUCUAGAUCUAAAUCCCGCUACUCAAUACCUUCGGUAGGAAGUGAAACACUCACAGCUUCCGAAAGAGUUGACUCAUCCUCUAUAGCAUCAAUUCACUCAGAUGUGAACACCGAUACAUCAGGAAUUCCCAUAUUAAAAGAAGCAAUUGACACAAAGCCAAACCAAAUACUUAUAUACACAUGGUUCAAAAACGAAUUAAGCGUAAAAGAUUUAUCUAGAGACAAGCAGAAGGUUUAUGAAGUACACAUGCCCCUAAACAAUCCGGAAAUAAUUAAAACAUAUUUAAAAGAAUACAUCAAACCGAAAAUAAAAUACGUUAUCUAUUUCGAAGACAUACGUCACCGAGAACAAUUUGCAAAUAUUAUAACUACAUUGUUUAAAAAGGACACUAUUAAAAUAUUCGAAUGUACCGAACGGGUAAUUUACGUAGAAGAUGAAAAUGAACAGAGAGAAAUCGUCCUUAAAUAUCAUAUUGGAAAAACUUGCCAUCGUGGUAUCAAGGAAACAACAGCCCACUUAAAACGCACAUAUUAUUGGAACAACUUAGAACAGACAGUAGCCAGUAUUAUUAAUUCUUGUGAAAUCUGUAAACAAAUGAAAUACGACAGAAAACCAAUAGAACCAGAACUACAGUUAACACAAACUCAAACUAAACCAUUUCAGGAAAUAUUCAUGGACAUAUUUUCUAUAGAAGGAACUUAUUUCCUUACCAUUAUAGACGUAUUCAGUAAGCUAGGACAAGCUUUAUAA
This is a messenger RNA of Arctia plantaginis, 828 nucleotides long. The record is from the annotation of a GenBank genome assembly. NCBI's taxonomy places the organism in Eukaryota, Metazoa, Arthropoda, Insecta, Lepidoptera, Erebidae.